Messenger RNA from Rhineura floridana, 3174 nucleotides. RefSeq names its product chromosome 3 C12orf4 homolog (gene FERRY3). The record is from RefSeq and is a predicted model, not a curated record. The transcript has 15 exons. Bases 448 to 2169 code for a protein of 573 amino acids. Gene Ontology annotation, biological process: regulation of mast cell degranulation. NCBI's taxonomy places the organism in Eukaryota, Metazoa, Chordata, Lepidosauria, Squamata, Rhineuridae. Gene Ontology annotation, cellular component: cytoplasm.
ACACACACUUCCUGCCUCUCUAGGAACCAGAAUUCGGUUCCUUUACCCACUAGAGGACUGAGUCUCUCUAUCUCUCGCCGCUCUCCUCCUCCUCGUCCCCCCCCGCCCUGCAGUUGUGUUGGGGCUGCUGUUGUGUGAUCACAGAUUAUGGAGUGGGGGGAGAAUAAGUAGGGUUGGCAUAUUGCUCGGUUAGCCGAGUUUUACUCGGAUUCUAUCCAUGUCACCCAGUGCCCCUCCUAGUCCAUUAGGUGGCCAGGACUCUCAGGUUCAAUUUUUUUUAAAAAAAAAGGUUUCUAGGUGGUUCUUGAGAACCAGUAAGUGAAGCCAGGGUUGUCUUUGGUUGACUUUCAGGCAGUGCUAGAAGAUCUCAUUGCAACGUAAGAAAAUGGUGGUCCCCCCCCCUUAUCUGAAAAUCUCAUAAAUUGGGUAUAAUCUCAUUUUGCUAGAAUGCAGGAAGCCUUUAAAAUGAAGAGUAACCAAGGAACAAUCUGUAGUAAGGAAAGAGAAUUUUUGUAUGAAUUCAGCGCUGGAAACCAGCAUUUUGUGCUUACAGUUCCACUGAAAUUCCCAGUGAAAGAAAAUGCUAGCCAUUUCCAUAACCGUCUAAUGCUCCCUCACAGCUUGCCAUGCUUCAUAGAAAAUGAUUUAAAAGUAUCCCUUAAUAGAUUCAUUGAGGAGGAAUCCAUAAAAGAUUUUGAUAUAGAAGCAGAAGAAGCCCUGGAAGCUGUGAAGUCCAGUAAAGUAGAUUUACAUCAGCUGGCAAAUGCUUGGGACAAAACCUACAGUGAGGCAACGUUGGAACAUGCAAGACCAGAAGACCCAAGCUGGGAUGAAGAUUUUGCAGAUGUCUAUCACAAUCUUAUCCAUUCUCCUGCUUCUGAAACCCUGUUAAAUUUGGAACACAAUUAUUUUGUUAGCAUCUCAGAAUUAAUUAGUGAAAGUGAUGUGGAGCUGAAAAAAUUACGAGAAAGGCAAGGUGCUGAGAUGGAUAACAUGAUGCAAGAACUAGGAAAGUCAUUAACAGAUCAAGACAUAAACAUGCUGGCAGCUCAGCACUUUGACUCCCAGCAGGUGUUGGAGAACAAGUGGAACAAUGAACUGAAACAAACUGCAGCUAUCCAGAAACAGGAAUAUCGGGAAUGGGUGAUAAAACUUCACGAGGACCUGAAAAAUCCCAAUACCACUAUUGGUGAUGAAAUAAAUGUUCAACCCAAUCAGUGGAGGGAAUCCGUAGAAAGCAAUGGAAGACUUUUUGAAGACCAGAGACAGUUGGAAGAAAGUUUCACUAUUCAUUUGGGAGCACAAUUGAAAACCAUGCAUAACCUGAGAUUACUGAGGGCAGACAUGCUGGACUUCUGCAAGCACAAGCGCAGUCAUCGCAGUGGAGUCAAACUCCACAGGCUUCAAACUGCACUGUCACUCUAUUCAACUUCCCUCUGUGGCCUGGUCUUGUUGGUGGAUAAUCGCAUCAGUUCAUACAGUGGCAUUAAGAAAGAUUUUGCGACAGUUUGCCAGGAAUGCACAGAAUUUCACUUUUCUGGGAUUCAAGAGCAACUUGAAGUUGUUCAGCAGAUUGUACUUUAUGCCAGAGUGCAACACAGCAAUAACUCCAAAAGACUGCAUGCAGGAGCCCAGUUUAGUUUUUUGACUAGUCAAAAAACAUCAGUAACAAAUUCCGGAAACAGAAACAGUGGCAAUGAAGAUAAGACUAAGAAUAUAGAACAAAACCAAUCAAAUAUUUUACCUGGAGAAUUUUACAUCACCCGCCAUUCAAAUCUCUCUGAAAUUCAUGUUACUUUUCACCUCUGUGUGGAUGAUAAUGUGAGGUCAGGUAAUAUUUCUGCCCGGGAUCCUGCAAUAAUGGGCCUCCGAAAUAUCCUCAAAGUGUGUUGUACACAUGACAUUACUACAGUUAGUAUUCCUCUUCUGCUGAUACAUGAUAUGUCUGAGGAAAUGACAAUAUCUUGGUGUCUGAAAAGGGCAGAGCUUGUAUUUAAGUGUGUUAAAGGAUUCAUGAUGGAAAUGGCUUCAUGGGAUGGAGGGAUUUCUCGGACUGUUCAAUUCCUAGUACCCCAGAGUAUUUCUGAAGAAAUGUUUUAUCAACUGAGUAAUAUGCUGCCACAGAUUUUCCGUGUCUCAUCUACACUCACUCUGACAACCAAACACUGAGUGGUCUCAAAAAGGAACUACAGGAAGGCAACACUGGAUUCCUUUUAAUACAUUAAGCACCUCCUUGUUAGUGGUGACCUGAAUGUGAUUGUUGUGCAAGUUCCUUUUAAAAGAUGGGAUUCAAAGACAUCCGUUUAACACGCAAGAUACUUUAAUGCUUGCACAAGAGGGAGUGGUGGUUUGUUGACUCCCCACCUUCUGUAUGCAGUCCCUCCUACCAUAUUGAAUGCUGUUCUGAGAGAAGCUUCGGAAACAGUCUGGAGAAGGACAGAAAGAACUGUUGUAGGAAAGGCAGGGGCUGAAAAGCCUAGUGUGUUGUAUGGAAGAUCAUGCUGCAUUAUAUUUUUGAGUAUAGAAAUAUAAUUGUCAAAAAGAGAUCAGUCCUUUUUUGUAGAUGGGAUUUAUUGACAAACUUUUUCUCAUAUUUCAUCUUGUAUAACAUUGAUCUGCUUACCUUGGUGUUAAUAAGUGUCUUGGUGACAGUUGACAUUUUGUGUUUUUAUGUUGUAGAAAUGGUUACAACUUGCUUCAGCACACAGGUUGCAGUCCUAAGCUCAUGUAGGCUGAUUGCUCCUGGGAACAGUAGCCUAUAGCCUCCCCACCCCCCAUAAUGUUUUGUACAACUUACCUGUGUCCAGACACCAUGACAUUGUGCAUUUCCCUGCCUCUAUUCCAUAUCGUUAACGACUGCUACUGACUGCUGGCAAGAUGCAGAGUUUCAGAAUAUGAGUAAGUUGUGCUAAACAUUAUCAAGGGAGAGGAGGAAAUUGUACAUGUUACUCCUGUUUUCAGUUGCAGCCGUGUGUAUAUUGUAACAUCCGAUCUGAUUUAGAAGCUAAUUCAGUGAGCUCAUUGCAACUUCCUUCCAAGUGGACUUGAAGCUUAAUAGAGUGUUGGACUUGUUCUGUAAUAUGUAAUAAAGAAUGAAAUGUGAUAAACAAAACUUUUUAGAAGUAUGAUAUAUUUAAAUAAAAUCACAAAAUCGUCUUGGUUAUAAAAAUUAAA